Dermacentor silvarum is the source of this 3138-nucleotide messenger RNA. Its product is annotated as SAP30-binding protein. Gene Ontology annotation, cellular component: nucleus. Gene Ontology annotation, biological process: regulation of DNA-templated transcription. The transcript has a single exon. Bases 552 to 1328 code for a protein of 258 amino acids. The record is from RefSeq and is a predicted model, not a curated record. NCBI's taxonomy places the organism in Eukaryota, Metazoa, Arthropoda, Arachnida, Ixodida, Ixodidae.
UCCAUCGCAAGCGCCCUCCCGAGGACCCGUUGGCGACUUGCUCCGUUUGCUGGGUUCACGUCCACGCAACAUUGUCAACGGGACGUUACAGUACAGCGUACACCAGAGUUGGUUUUAUGGACCACAAAGCCUGUGCACAGUCAGCAAGCGCGCUUCGCCGGGCCAGCCGUCAGAGUCUGAGGUGCGCAGCCUGGACUAGUUCGAACAUCGCCUCGUUCAAGCCGCUUUCCAGCCAAUGCCUCCUCUUCUGCCAAGCCCUAGGCUGGCUACGGUACUACGGUGCUAGGGUGGCCAACACGCACUUUAUGACUCUCACGUUACCAAGCCAGUACCAUAGCCAUUACGUAACCAAGCCAAGGAUAUUAGGUGCAUUUUGGAGCAAGGCGAGCGCGUGUUAACCAGGCGACGUCUUUUGCAGCGAACUGUGGCUAAAGCUCAGUUGUUAACCUGUAGCGGUGAUUUUGUACUACUCAUUGGAAUAUUUUUAAGCAACGGUGGUCAGUUUUUGUGGAAGUUCACACUUCAUCUGAUUCACCGUGACCAGCGAACAAAUGGCUGCGGCAUUGGCAUCGCUGACCGAGGUAUACACUGAUUCCGAGGACGAGCAGGACCUGAGACCCGCAGCGGUCCCUGCGUCUCCCGAACGCAAGCAGCCGAUUCGCAGGCCGCUCGUAUCGUACCGUGCCGACGAGGAUGAUGAAGACACGGAAGGUGGAGAUGAUGAAGCGUCUGUAGCAGGUCCGUCCGGCAGCAAGUCGGGCUUAGUACGGCCAGCGUCCCCAGUUUCCUUUCAUCGUACCCUGCUGAACUUGGGGCCAAAUGACGUUGUGCCCCUGCCGCCCGAGCCGCGAGGUCGCUGUGCCCCGGCACUCCAGGAGAAGAUCACACGCCUCUACCAACGAAAGCUUCGCGACUGCUGUGACAUGAACGCGUCAAUCCAAAUGCGCAAGGACUUCCGAAACCCAAGCAUUUACGAAAAGCUUGUUGCAUACUGCGGCAUCGAUGAGCUGGGCACUAACUACCCGCCGGAGGCGUACGACCCGCACAUGUGGGGACCGGAAUCCUACUACGACGAGCUGUCACGGCAGCAGAAGGAGGAGAUGGACAAGCGCAAGAAGAAGGCCAAGGUAGAUUUCCUCACGGGAACUACCAAGAAGCCCGACUCGCGUAAGAGCAAGUGGGACAUCGCCGGUCCGCAGCCCGUGCUGGACGUUGGCGGGCCCGGCUUCGCUGUGCCCGCUGUGCCAGCUGCGCUCUCCGCCAAACCUACCGUCAUCCCGGCUUUCGGCGCGUUGUCCAAGAAGAAGCCGUCCACCACCAAGCACUGACUGGCUAACCCGUCGGGGGUCACCACACGCGCGCGUUGGUGUAUCCCGGUACCGUUUGUCACGUAGGCAUGCACCAAACUUUCUCUCCCAGUGAAAACACUUGCGAGCUACUAGAGGGGGUAGCACGUACAGUGUUGCAGUUUUCAGGACAUUCAAAUGCCUACAUCGAAGUUGGCUGAAAGUGUUUGCCUCAAAGUUUGGGCAACAUGUAAACAUAAAUCAAGUUGGAUAAUGUGUUAGCUUUAAAACUGGUGUCUGUAUUUAAGUUGUGCUAAACUUGUGCUAAAGUUUGAGUAAAGCAAGCUGAUUGGUGUAUUGGCUAGUUCCUAAUCAGUUUCUUUUUUCGUAGCCUACCUGUGAAUAGUUUAGCUCCUAACCUCCUUUGUAUGUAGCAUAUUAAUUGCAGCAUGGUCCAGCAUUAAUAAAAUACAAUGCUUUCAGUUGUAGAGAUUUACAAAGCAUAGAAGUCUGAGUGUGUUCAGUGCUGAUGUUUGACGUGUGGAUAUGUCAUUCAAGUAUUGUGAUCACUGCAUUCAACUGUUUUAAUACUUGGUCUGUGAGGAACUUGAAAACAAAAAGCAUUGGCAAUACCAUGGAUCAAAAGAAAUUGUUUUUUCUUUGCUUUACAUAACCAAUUCAGUGAUCGAUGAGCAGGACUCCUUAGUGGGAGCAGGUGUGUCAGAAUACAGGAACAAGAAAAAAGAAAGUAGAACCCUUGGGGGGCUUAUGUUCUAAUAUUAAGGCUUGAAUACUUACCCAAUGUGAUAGUCUUUUAAGGAGGCUCUUGCAUCCCUGGAGCCUCCUUUUUUUUUUUUUUUUUUUUACUGCUGACCAAGGUGUGAGCUACCUGUCAAAUACCAAGCUGAUUUUAAAUAGUUUGUCACCCAAUGUAAGUCAAGAGUAUGUCAUGUUCAUGCCUCAUUGUUUUGUCUGCUGUAUUUGUCAUGCAGCACUUGAGUAUGGUGCUGCGAGCAUUGUGCAAUGAAAGUUGAAAGUGUGUUGACCAUUACCUCAUAGUGAUAGGCAGUGCGGUUUUAACAGCUUAAGGAGAGGAGGGGCUUAACCCCCCUCCCCUUAUUGAAUGCAAAACUCCAUGAGACUUUGAAGUGUACCAAGACCACAUGGACAAGCAUUGCAAAUAUAUAAGGGAAAGGUUAAACAGGAAACUACAUAGCUGCAUAAUAAAAAGUAUGCAGGGGUAAGUAGCCCAAGAGGUUAUCAUAAAUGAAUAUAUAGAGAACGGGAAAACUGUGUGACAAGAUGCAGUCUGCUCCCACUUUGGUACAGCUUUUUCACAUUAACAAUCAGUGUACAAGUACCCUGCUUGUGCUUGGCAUACCAUCACCCCGGUUUCCCUAACUUGCGACAUCAGAACUGUGCUGGGCAGUGGUGGUUGCCCUAAAGUGUCACAUUAUCCAGCAUGUCAUUGUCUGAGGAUCCUGUGCGUGUCCAGUGGAAAUGGUAUCAACAGCGGCCGAUUUAAAAUGUGUUGAAGGGAGCAGAGGGCUUAUGUGAGGCUUUCUUAGCUAUACACUGGAUUUAAUUCAGCACUGUCACUUGUGAUCAGCUGUUCAGAGAAACUGCCCAUGUUAUUUUUCAUCCUGUGUGUGUGUGUUUCAAGCUUGUGGGCUCAAGGUCUCUUCGAUUUGUCCAUCAAAACUUCAUGAAUGCUGCUUUCACCCAAUGAGCGUUGGCGGAUGCAGUGUCCUGGGCAAUUUGGGAUGCCAAAUCGAAGAGGCCCAAAGUCCCUUUGUUCUCAUUCAUGUGUAGGGUGGGUGGAGAGAAAGAAUAAAAGUUUAAUUAGGAUUCA